GAGUACGGAGUAGUGGCCAUUGGUUGGGAUGAGUACGGAGUAGUGGCCAUUGGUUGGGAGGAGUACGGAGUAGUGGCCAUUGGUUGGGAGGGAGUACGGAGUAGUGGCCAUUGGUUGGGAGGAGUACGGAGUAGUGGCCAUUGGUUGGGAGGAGUACGGAGUAGUGGCCAUUGGUUGGAUGAGUAGGCAGUAGUGGCCAUUGGUUGGGAGGAGUACGGAUGGCCAUUGGUUGGGAUGAGUACGGAGUAGUGGCCAUUGGUUGGGAGGAGUACGGAGUAGUGGCCAUUGGUUGGGAGGAGUACGGAGUAGUGGCCAUUGGUUGGGAU
Molecule: messenger RNA, 326 nt
Organism: Staurois parvus
Lineage: Eukaryota; Metazoa; Chordata; Amphibia; Anura; Ranidae
Source: the annotation of a GenBank genome assembly